UUCCUGGCCCUGUGCACACUCUGCAAAAGGAAGGACAGAAGCAGGAUGCUGCCACAGGACAGCUUGUUGCCAGAUGAAGCAAUGGAGCUCUCGUCGCUCAGGGGAUCAGUCGCUGACCUCCGCAAGCUCAACGGGGCAGAUUCCAGGGGGAAAGAAGAAAGGCCCACCAGUGUGAAUAUCUCUUCUCUGCUGAGCGCGGACGACGGGACGGCCUCCAGCUCCAGUUUCAUCAUUCUUCCUCCGAGAGAGCUGCCCCGGAUUCCCUCGGUAGAGCUGCUGUCCCCUGAGGAGACGUACUCCAACCUGAGCUUCCCAAAACGGGCUGAGGAGGUGCUGUACGAAUCCGUGACCUUGAAGGGAGAAGGAGGAGGAGGAGGAGAGGAGUCCAGUCGGACCACCCAGGCGGUUGCCGUGAAGGGCAGCGAGGAGCAGGCAGAUGGGGCUCAGUACGCCCGAGUUCUGAAAUGGAACAAGAAGAAGAAGAAGGAAAAGAACAACCAGGCUGGGCCGGAAGCAGGCCCUGCACCAGCGCUGCAAGAGCCAUACCUAGCAGGGUUGGCGUUGACUCCACAAAAGAUAGAAGAAAUGUACUCAGUGGUGUGCAAGGAUAAGAAAAUGAAGAAGAUGGAUAAGACGAAAGCAAAGGUCAGCAAAGGGCUUGGGGAAGAGGGAACGCCCCAGGUGGAGAUGAGCCGGGGUAACUGCCAGGUGGCAGCUGCCAGUCAGGAAUCAGACGGCCUGGCAGGGCACCAGCCCUCAUUGUUCCCGGCACCCACUAUUGAACGCUGCUAUGAGUCCAUCAACUCUGAAUCCUGGAUGGGCAGGGAGGAAAGAGCAGAACCGGCUUACGAGACCGUAGAUUCUCACUGGACAGAUGCGAGGAGAAAAGGGAAGUUGAACAGAAACAUUCUGGCAGAAAAUCUGUAUGAAACCAUUGAAAAUGUGACAUUUCCGUUUCAGAAUCAUAACGUGACCUCGCAUUUUGAAAACUGACUCUUUGGGGUUCUUUCCGCCUGUCUAAGGGGAUAUUUUCUGAUAGGUAAAAUGAACGAACGCGUGGACAAAUGUACAAAAUAUAUUGCAUGUCAGAAACUGCUACUGCAUGUUAACUGUCAGGUACCAUCACAUGUUGAUUAUCUGCGUGCUCGAUACUGACGGAU
Messenger RNA from Elgaria multicarinata webbii, 1160 nucleotides. RefSeq lists its product as uncharacterized. The transcript has 5 exons. Gene Ontology annotation, biological process: intracellular signal transduction; negative regulation of T cell activation. NCBI's taxonomy places the organism in Eukaryota, Metazoa, Chordata, Lepidosauria, Squamata, Anguidae. The record is from RefSeq and is a predicted model, not a curated record. Gene Ontology annotation, cellular component: plasma membrane; membrane raft. The coding region runs from base 46 to 993 and encodes 315 amino acids.